Molecule: messenger RNA, 1611 nt
Organism: Andrographis paniculata
Lineage: Eukaryota; Viridiplantae; Streptophyta; Magnoliopsida; Lamiales; Acanthaceae
Product: purple acid phosphatase 18-like
Exons: 5
Coding region: 179-1465 (428 amino acids)
Molecular function (GO): acid phosphatase activity; metal ion binding
Source: RefSeq, a predicted model, not a curated record
GAACAUUAAUUACGGCCGAAGGAAACAUCAAACCGCACCUGGAAAUCGUCCCAGCACGACAAUCAAUCGAAAGGAGCUUUGGCAGUAUCUUCUUCUGGUAUCAUGGCGGUCUACGCUAUAGAGGGUGCUCGAAUUUUCUGACGAUUCAGUUACCGCUAUUCGAAGUAAUACUUCAAUCAUGGAGUUUAAGCUAGUUUUAGCGGCGGUGUUAGUGCUGGGAGUCGGUGCCGCAGCCGAUUACGUCAGACCUCCGCCUCGUAAAACUCUCUCAUUUCCAUGGAGCAAGAAGCCUUCAUCAAUUCCUGAGCAGGUUCACAUCUCCUUAGCCGGGGCUAAACACAUGCGAAUCUCGUGGGUCACCAGCGACAAAAACUGCCCUUCAAUUGUCGAAUACGGAACAUCGCCCCAAAACUAUAUUGCCACUUCUGAAGGAGAGAGCAAUACUUACAGUUACUUGUUGUACACAUCCGGAAAGAUACACAAUGCAGUGAUUGGUCCAUUAGAACACAACAAAACUUAUUUCUAUAGGUGUGGAGGGGAAGGUCCCGAAUUUCAGCUGAAAACCCCGCCAUCCGAGUUCCCAAUUACUUUUGCAGUGGCAGGAGAUUUAGGCCAAACUGAGUGGACAAAAUCGACUUUGGACCACAUCGAUCAGUGUAAAUAUGAUGUCUACAUGCUUCCUGGAGACCUCUCGUAUGCUGAUUAUGUACAGCGCAGGUGGGACACAUUCGGAGAGCUGGUGCAGCCGCUAGCCAGCGCGAGGCCUUGGAUGGUGACUCAGGGGAACCAUGAGAAGGAACACAUACUAUUGUUGGAAGAGAGUUUUGUUUCAUACAAUUCGAGAUGGAAGAUGCCGUACAGGGAGAGUGGAUCCAGUUCAAAUUUAUAUUAUUCGUUCGAAGUUGCUGGAGUUCAUGUUGUCAUGCUUGGGGCGUACACAGAUUAUGAUGAGCAGUCGGAUCAAUAUACUUGGCUAAAGUCGGAUCUUGCGAAGGUGGACCGUGUAAAGACACCUUGGCUUCUUGCACUCUUCCAUGUGCCGUGGUAUAACAGCAAUAAGGCUCAUCAAUGUGAAGGGGAUGAUAUGAAGGCUGCAAUGGAGCCCUUGCUUCGUGCUGCCGGUGUGGAUGUUGUGAUUGCUGGCCACGUCCAUGCCUAUGAACGCUCGACCCGUGUGCACAGUGGUAGACCAGAUCCUUGCGGACCUGUCCACAUUACCAUUGGCGAUGGCGGUAAUAGAGAAGGUUUAGCACACAGGUACUUGAAUCCUCAGCCGGAGUGGUCGGUGUUCCGGGAAGCAAGCUUCGGACAUGGAGAGUUUAAGAUAGUGAACUCAAGCCAUGCAUUCUGGAGCUGGCACAGGAAUGAUGAUGACGAGCCCGUGAUCUCCGACCAGGUCUGGAUAACGUCGUUGGUGGGAUCGGGUUGCCUACCAGAGAAUAGCCGGAGAAAUCGAGAAUUUUGAUGGUCGAGGUUGUAAUAAUGUUGGAUGAAUGAAUGGUAAUAUAACUAAGGUACUUUUACCAUCCCCCGUUGAUGUGUUUUGGCUUUGUGUUUUUAUCAUUGUCGUUACGUAUAGUUUUCAAUAAAUAUAUAUAUAUAUAUAUAUUA